CAAUCGGAAGCUUUGAGGAAUAUGGACUGGCCCUAGGCGUCACACAGUCCUGAAGCCAGUCUCUUCCCGCCCUGCGCUUCCUCACUCUUCCCCCGGGGGCAUCCUUACCUGGCCUUGACUGCCCUCGAGCCAACACAGCCCGGAGAGGUGUGGUUCUAGGAGCCUAAGGGUCUGUGUACUGUGGUGGGCAGCAACCUGUAAGAUCCGCUAAGUGCCCAUUAGGUCUGCAUUUGACCCUGACAGUGUGGGGCACUGGAUUAAGAGUGUGGAGAAAGCUUCGGAAUUUGCCAUUUCAAAUACAUAUUCUACCAGAAAUGAAGAUUUACCUGGAAGGCUCUGGCGACACGCGGUAGAUCUGGGAACCUGUGAGCAAACAGAGUAUCAUGAUGAUGUCUAUGAAGAAGCUCAGGAGCUAGUUAAUGACUGGUUAGACAACAAACUUCAACAAGAAUUAGCAAGUGAUGGAGAAGGGGAAAACGCCGUGCUAAGCAGCCCUCCUGUGCCAGAUGCCCAUGGCCACAUGAACUAUGACAAGUUUGACGAUUUGUGUGGCUAUUUGGAGGAAGAAGAGGAGAGUGCCACUGCUCAGAAAUUUAUAGAGCAUCUGCUCCAUAAAGAAGUGGUGGGUCCUGAGAUGGUGGAAGAGCUUGGAAGGCAGGAAAACCAAGGCAAGAGGCAGCAGAAGGAUCCUCGUCUUACCAUGGAGAUGAGACAUAAGCAGGUAAAAGAAAAUCGCUUAAAACGUGAGAAACAACUGGAGUUGCAGAGAAUGGAAAAUGCCCUGAAGAAAGCAGCCUUCUUGGAGGCUCAGUAUCUAGUGCAAGAAGAGAAGAGAAGGAAGGCUCUGCUGGCCAAGAAAGAGAAGGAGGGGAUUCAGAGAGAGAUGGUAAAGCUGCGGAGGGAGAUCCUGGAGAGAAGGCACACCGUGGAAGAAGCAUGGAAAAUAGAAAAAAAAAGACAAGAAGAUUCUCAGAGGAAUCCAGAAGAAAAAAUGGUGGAAAGUAGUCACGUUCAUCUCAAUGAGGAAAAAGUUGCAAAAGAAAGAAAAAGAAAACUGAGAGAGCUACUAAUCCGGACUUUCAAGGAAAAUCACCAGUGUCAAAAACGGUAUUUCUCUGCCUGGCAUAAGCUGAUUCUGGACCACAGGAUUAAGCUGGGGAAAGCUGGGACCCUUUCUGACUGGAAGCUUCAACUGAAGGUCCUGCGAGCCUGGAGAGACCAUACACGAACCCAGAAGUUGGAGCGGGAGACCCAAGCCUUGGAAAAUGACCUUAGGGAAGAGAACAGAAAACAACAGCUCGCUACUGAGUUUAACCGGAAACAAGUUCUUCGAUACUGCUUUUCCGAAUGGCAGCGUUGGCAUGGUUCAGAAGUUAUAAAGAGGGAGCUGGCUCGAGCAAAGGAGCAAACUAGGAAGAAAAUGGAUGAGCUGCUGAAGGCAGCCUCUCUCGGGAAACUCAAUUCUAAUGGGUCACUGGGUAUCCAUCAUCUUGCAGAGGCAACAGCUGUGGUGGACCAGCCAGCAGGAAGUGGAGAGGUCACCAUCAUGCCCACUGCCUGGGAAAAGCUACCCAUGAGGAGCAGUGAUUGUAUACUCAGCCAUUCCCCAGGAAGAACAACCAAGGGGAAUUUUCAGGGUCCCCUCCCAAAUGUCUCUGGGAGCACAGCUGAUGCAAAGCAGCCCAAGACUCCAGAUGCUGAGAUCUCUGAACAGCCUGGUAGCCAUGAAAAGCCUGAGACCACUAGCCAGGAAGCAGAGCCUGUUUGUGUGGGCCAUUUCCACAAUCGCCAUGUGUACCAGCAACAGCUGAUUGAGAAGCAAAAGAAGAAACUCAAGGAACAGCAGAAAACCAUUCAGAAGCUGAAGGAAAACCAGCGGUUGGCUGAGGCCCGGUGGGCAGCUGAGCGUGCAGCAUCAGUCACAGAAGCACAGAGUCAUCUUCUGUCCAAUCCCAGAGGAGCAGAGGAGCCACAGGGAACCUGCCAGAGACUUCUGAAGUCAUCUGUUCUUUCCAAAAGGUGUGAAGAUAGUAGAACUGGUUCCAGAAAUUGUCUUUCUGCAUCCAAAAAGAACCCAACAGCACCCCAUCCCUUACUGAAAGCCAUGGAAGAGAGAGCAAUUCAACGAGCUGAACGUAGGCGGAUCUUGGCAGAAAGGAAGAAAAAACAAGAAGAAGACAAAUUGGCUCAGUUAAAGGCCCAAGAGGAAGAACGCCAAAAGAAGGAUGCCGAAGAAAAGGAAGCUCAGCUUGAGAGAAAACGAGAGGAAAAGAGGCUGAAGAAGAUGAAAGAACUAGAGAAACAGAAGAGAAUCAAGAGAAAUCAAGAGUUGGAAGCAGUAGCCAAAGAUCAUUAUGAAAAGGUCUUGCUAAGGAAAAAAGGCCUGGAGCCCUGGAAGAGACUGAGAAUGCAAAGCAAGCAAAGCACUGAGGUAGCAGAAGAACAUCACUGUUUGGCACUACAAAGAAAAUGCCUGCUCAGUUGGUUCCGGUAUAGCCAGGAAACUCUGGCUACGAGGACAGCCCAGGCUGAUCAGUUGUAUUCCCAACUAUUGUGUAGAAGAGUCUUCCAAAGCUGGCUCCAGUAUGUCAGUGAUGUGGAGAAAGAAGCAAGAAAACUCUGUGUCUACUUCCUGCAGAAGAAGUUUUUCAGGGCCUGGCUUACCAUGGUCAGGGAUCUGAAGACUGAAUCCCAGAGAAAACUUGCGAUUGCAGCAGAACAUUGUGACAGGAAGAUUCUCAGUGUCAUGAUUCAGGCAUGGAAGGCAUUUGUAAAGCUUACAAAAGAAGAAAGGGUGAGAGAAGAACGGCGAGGGCAACUCCGUCGGAAGGUUGCCGACAUCCUUCCAGACUUCCAGGCGCUGACACCAUUGUGACAGCUACGGGCUGCAUACCAAUAGCUACAUGCUUGUCCUCAGGGAAGUCUUUGGGGCCAGGAUUUAUGCAGGUUAUCGCACCCACACACCUACCUGAACCUAGCUUACUUUCUAGAAGCAUCACUGACCAGUGGAAUUAUCCUGGGAAUUUGUUCUUCUUUCUUGAUCUCUCCUGGGUUGUUAGGCAUUUGUUGUAAUGUCUAUCACAGUGGGUCAUCCAAAGGAGCAGUCCAGAGUACCACUGUUUGGUGUAUUUUAUAUAUUUUUAGCAUAAUAAACUCCAAAAAGGA
Molecule: messenger RNA, 3165 nt
Organism: Cricetulus griseus (Chinese hamster)
Lineage: Eukaryota; Metazoa; Chordata; Mammalia; Rodentia; Cricetidae
Source: RefSeq, a predicted model, not a curated record